UCGUCGCACGCCAUAUUUAAUAUUGAACAACGGCACAUCGAGCAGAGAAGAAGAAGAUAUUUUCUUGUGUCGUCGUCGUAGUUGUCGCGUAAAAAGAGCUUUUGAGAAAGAGUAGUAAAAAGAUACGCAAAUUACAUAGCGAAAAGAAACUUUCCAAGUGAAACCGACGAUAAAGAAGAAAAUUUUUGGAAAAUAAAACAAGUGGAGUAACUCAAAAAGGAUAAACGCAGGUCACCCAAUUGCAUAGCCAAAGCAAAAAAGAGAGGAAGAAGCUACACCGAAAACAGUUGAAAAAAUAAUUCACAGCCAAUCAUGGGUACUAGAGAGGAUGAAUACGAUUAUUUAUUUAAAGUUGUGCUGAUCGGCGAUUCCGGCGUUGGUAAAAGUAAUUUGCUAUCCCGCUUUACGCGCAAUGAAUUCAACUUGGAAUCGAAGUCGACAAUUGGCGUAGAGUUCGCAACGCGCAGCAUAGAGGUUGAUGGCAAGACGAUUAAAGCGCAGAUUUGGGAUACGGCUGGUCAGGAGCGCUAUCGAGCCAUCACGUCUGCAUACUAUCGUGGCGCUGUCGGUGCAUUGCUUGUCUAUGAUAUUGCCAAACAUUUGACAUAUGAGAAUGUGGAGCGAUGGUUGCGGGAAUUGCGUGAUCACGCUGAUCAAAAUAUUGUCAUUAUGUUGGUUGGCAAUAAAUCUGAUUUGCGACAUUUGCGUUCCGUGCCGACGGAUGAGGCGAGACUCUUCGCCGAACGCAAUGGGUUAAGUUUCAUUGAAACAUCUGCCCUUGAUUCGACGAACGUUGAAACUGCAUUCCAAAAUAUACUCACAGAAAUCUAUCGUAUCGUAUCGCAAAAACAAAUCAGAGAUCCGCCUGAAGGUGAUGUCAUUCGUCCAAAUGUGGAGCCCAUCGAUGUGAAGCCGACUGUUACAGCCGAUGUACGCAAGCAGUGCUGUCAGUGACCGCCUUAUGCACGUCCUGCAUUACUUUUAAAUGUCAUCUAUGCAUAAAUAAUAAAAACAAAAACCAACAAAACUGCAAUAAAUGAAAAAAUACAAAAACUACGACCACAGUUUCCCCCAAAUUAAUCCAAAUCAAUUCCAAACUACACCAGUGGCAACAAACGACAGCAAAACAUAAACAGAAGAACAUAUAUAGAUGCAGCAAAAAUUAUUAAUACUACCUACAAUUUAUUAAAAGGCAAUGAGGAAUGAUUGAAGCAGAAAAUAGUGAAACUCCGUUGAAAUUUAUUGAAAGAAAAGUAUAAUAUAGAUAUGUAUUUAUAAUUUUAACGUGGUUUUUCUAUAAAAAAACGAAAACAAAAUGAAGUGAGCAAUGAAUUCCCCUCUAUGCUAUUAUUACACUUAGAGAACUACCCCGCACUCGUCCCAGCUCUUUUAAACGCUUUGAAGAAGUUGUUCCACAAAGUUUCAAUACAAAAAAAAAUCAAACUGAGUUAUUAUAUUAGUGAUGCAAUUUUAUAUACACUACAACCCGUAGCCCAAUCAAUAACGCCACUUGCUAUUUGGUUCCUUGCGCUCGUAUAUACAUAAAUAUAUAAUGUAUAUAGUUUAGUUUGAGCAAGUGUGUUUUUUCAAAGGAUGCUAAUUUGUUUAACCGACAUUUGCUUAAUUAAAUCGUUUCAGUUAAAUGUAUAAUUCACUUUUUAUUAAAACCAUUGCUACAUUUUUUACAUUAACUUAAUUAAAGCGAUAUGCAAAAUUCUCUAUUUAAAUUUAAUUUUUUAUUGUUCGAAGGAUAUUUACAACUAUUGUAAAUGUUUUAGUAAAAAGUAAUUAAAAAUAACAAAUGCGAGAAAACGAAAUUAAUUUAAACAUUAAUUAUAAUUAAGAAAAAAAAACACACACACAACAAAAAACUGCAAAAGUGAUUAUUCUGCUUUUUUAAUUAAAACAAAAAAAUAAAAUUUUAUAUAAAAUUACUAUAAAGUAAUCAAAAAUAAACGCUCGAAACACCAACAUACAUACAUACUGUACGCAGCGAGUAAUGCAUACUCGUGCAUAUACAUACAUAAAUAUAUACAAGAGCAUGGCGAGAAAAAAGCGGUACAGCAAAGGUAGUCUACUGUAGGCGGAACGAAAAGCUCUUGAAAGAAUUAAUUGGUGAUAGUGUAAGGGUGUGGACCCACCACAUAAAGGGAAGCUAAAAUAUAAAAUAUCGUGGAGCUAAUGGUAGAGAGGAAGACAUAGCAAACAGAAAAUGCGUAACCGAGUAAUAAUUAAUUAACAUUGGUGAACUUAUAUGAACUAAAAAUAAAAAUUAAAUAAAAGCGAUGCAACAUGCAACAGCCAGUUGUACAUUAUUGAGGAUUAUACAUUUAAAAAAUAAAAACCUAAUUAAUCGAUUGAUUGAUUAAAGCAA
Bactrocera neohumeralis is the source of this 2374-nucleotide messenger RNA. It is a transcript of the gene Rab11, whose product is annotated as ras-related protein Rab-11A. The transcript has 5 exons. Gene Ontology annotation, molecular function: GTPase activity; GTP binding. The record is from RefSeq and is a predicted model, not a curated record. Gene Ontology annotation, biological process: exocytosis. Gene Ontology annotation, cellular component: recycling endosome. Lineage: Eukaryota; Metazoa; Arthropoda; Insecta; Diptera; Tephritidae. Bases 313 to 954 code for a protein of 213 amino acids.